AUGAGCUCCAGAGACCGCUCCCACACUCUGCUCUCACUCUGCAGUCUGCCACCAUCAGGGCGGGGGUUCAGGUCCAUCAGGGCGGGGGUUCAGGUCCAUCAGGGCGGGGGUUCAGGUCCAUCAGGGCGUGGGUUCAGGUCCAUCAGGGCGGGGGUUCAGGUCCAUCAGGGCGGGGGUUCAGGUCCAUCAGGGCGGGGGUUCAGGUCCAUCAGGGCCAUCAGGGCAGGGGUUCAGGUCCAUCAGGGCGGGGGUUCAGGUCCAUCAGGGCGGGGGUUCAGGUCCAUCAGGGCCAUCAGGACAGGGGUUCAGGUCCAUCAGGGCGGGGGUUCAGGUCCAUCAGGGCGUGGGUUCAGGUCCAUCAGGGCCAUCAGGACAGGGGUUCAGGUCCAUCAGGGCGGGGGUUCAGGUCCAUCAGGGCGGGGGUUCAGGUCCAUCAGGGCGUGGGUUCAGGUCCAUCAGGGCGGGGGUUCAGGUCCAUCAGGGCGUGGGUUCAGGUCCAUCAGGGCCAUCAGGGCAGGGGUUCAGGUCCAUCAGGGCGGGGGUUCAGGUCCAUCAGGGCCAUCAGGGCAGGGGUUCAGGUCCAUCAGGGCGGGGGUUCAGGUCCAUCAGGGCGUGGGUUCAGGUCCAUCAGGGCCAUCAGGGCGGGGGUUCAGGUCCAUCAGGGCGGGGGUUCAGGUCCCUCAGGGCCAUCAGGGCAGGGGUUCAGGUCCAUCAGGGCGGGGGUUCAGGUCCAUCAGGGCGGGGGUUCAGGUCCAUCAGGGCGGGGGUUCAGGUCCAUCAGGGCGGGAGUUCAGGUCCAUCAGGGCCAUCAGGGCGGGGGUUCAGGUCCAUCAGGGCGGGGGUUCAGGUCCAUCAGGGCCAUCAGGGCGGGGGUUCAGGUCCAUCAGGGCGGGGGUUCAGGUCCAUCAGGGCCAUCAGGGCGGGGGUUCAGGUCCAUCAGGGCGGGGGUUCAGGGCCACAUCCAGCUUCCUCCCUCCUCAGUUCGUCUUAUAA
This is a messenger RNA of Knipowitschia caucasica, 993 nucleotides long. The record is from the annotation of a GenBank genome assembly. NCBI's taxonomy places the organism in Eukaryota, Metazoa, Chordata, Actinopteri, Gobiiformes, Gobiidae.